CGACGACAGCCCAGCGCGGGGCGGGGUUACGUGGAGGGGGCCUGAUUGGGAGUCGGCGCAGGCGCAGUCCGCGCGGGUUCUCGGACGCAAAACGAGUGCGAGCGGCGGCGAUGGACGACGAGGAGGAGACGUACCGGCUCUGGAAAAUCCGCAAGACCAUCAUGCAGCUGUGCCACGACCGUGGCUACCUGGUGACCCAGGACGAGCUUGACCAGACGCUGGAGGAGUUCAAAGCCCAAUAUGGAGACAAGCCGAGUGAGGGGCGGCCGCGGCGCACUGACCUCACUGUACUGGUGGCCCACAACGAUGACCCCACUGACCAGAUGUUUGUGUUCUUUCCAGAGGAGCCCAAGGUGGGCAUCAAGACCAUCAAGGUGUACUGCCAGCGCAUGCAAGAGGAGAACAUCACGCGUGCCCUCAUCGUGGUGCAGCAGGGCAUGACGCCCUCUGCCAAGCAGUCCCUGGUCGACAUGGCCCCCAAGUACAUCCUGGAGCAGUUUCUGCAGCAGGAGCUGCUCAUCAACAUCACGGAGCACGAGCUGGUCCCUGAGCACGUCGUCAUGACCAAGGAGGAGGUGACAGAGCUGCUGGCCCGAUAUAAGCUCCGAGAGAACCAGCUGCCCAGGAUCCAGGCGGGGGACCCUGUGGCGCGCUACUUUGGGAUAAAGCGUGGGCAGGUGGUGAAGAUCAUCCGGCCCAGCGAGACAGCGGGCAGGUACAUCACCUACCGGCUGGUGCAGUAGCCGCCGCCUGACAGUUCCACAGGUGUAUGGGCCACGUUUCCAGUGCUUGGUGGCCCCGUGGGGCUGGCGUGCGGAACCUCAGAGUGCGAGAACACGUCCGUCAUCUGGAACGUUCUCCUGGACUGCCCCAGGCUGCAGGUGGACACGACGUGGUCAUUUGAUGCCCGAGUGUCGGCACAGCCCGUCUUGAAGACCACCGGGGCUCCCACCUCACGGGGCCCCGUGGCAGGGGUUUCCCUUCCUCACACCUUUCUCCCCUGGGAGGAGGCCCAGGGCCACGCUGCAGGGCUGUGUCCCCUCCCUGGCCCCUUUCCAGGCUUGCAGCUGCCACAGAAAACAGACCUGAUUCAAACCUUUAUUCAGCAAAAUAAACGUGCCUGUGAAGGAACUACA
Messenger RNA from Piliocolobus tephrosceles (Ugandan red Colobus), 1136 nucleotides. It is a transcript of the gene POLR2E, whose product is annotated as RNA polymerase II, I and III subunit E. Lineage: Eukaryota; Metazoa; Chordata; Mammalia; Primates; Cercopithecidae. Gene Ontology annotation, molecular function: DNA binding. The transcript has 8 exons. Gene Ontology annotation, cellular component: RNA polymerase I complex; RNA polymerase II, core complex; RNA polymerase III complex. The record is from RefSeq and is a predicted model, not a curated record. Gene Ontology annotation, biological process: tRNA transcription by RNA polymerase III; transcription elongation by RNA polymerase I; transcription by RNA polymerase II. The coding region runs from base 111 to 743 and encodes 210 amino acids.